Molecule: messenger RNA, 1187 nt
Organism: Ilex paraguariensis (yerba mate)
Lineage: Eukaryota; Viridiplantae; Streptophyta; Magnoliopsida; Aquifoliales; Aquifoliaceae
Source: the annotation of a GenBank genome assembly
UGUACUUGUGUUUCUUCAUGGCUUGUUUGGAACUGGUGAAGACUGGAUUCCCAUUAUGAAGGCCAUCUCAGGAUCUGCAAGAUGUGUUGCAAUUGAUCUUCCUGGACAUGGGGGAUCUAAGUUACAAAAAAUGUCCGAUCAUGAGGCAGCACAAGAACCAAAUUGGUCAAUUGAGGUAGUUGGAGAUAUGCUAUGCAAGUUGUUUCAUCAGCUUACAAAUAGGAAAGUUACUCUUGUUGGAUACUCAAUGGGUGCAAGGAUUGCAUUAUACAUGGCCCUGAAAUGCAGUGAUAAGGUUCAAGGAGCUGUUAUAAUUUCUGGAAGCCCCGGAUUGACUGAUAGAGAAGCAAGGAAAGUUCGUUGUGCUAAAGAUGAUUUCAGAGCAUGCUCCCUUGUUUCAUAUGGCCUAGAGGUCUUUCUAGACAGCUGGUAUGCUGGAGAGCUGUGGAGCAGCUUAAGAGGCCAUCCACAUUUCAAGCGAAUAGUAGCUAACCGUUUGCAGCAAGAUGACGUGCACACUCUUGCUAAAGUUUUAUCUGAUUCAAGUGUUGGGAGGCAGCUGCCAUUAUGGGAAGAUUUGAAACACUGCAAAGUACCCGUUCUGCUGAUUGUUGGAGAGAAAGAUGCAAAGUUUAAGAGGAUUGCUCAGGACAUGUGCUCGAUUAUCAACUCUGGUACAUGGAGUAGAGAUCAUCCAGCAAUAGUUGAAAUUCCUAACUGCGGGCAUGCUGCCCAUCUUGAGAAUCCUCUCCCUGUUAUCCAUGCAGUGAGAGAGUUUUUAACAACACUAAAAGAAGAGUUCGUGAAGUGGCAAGGACUUUGUCGAGCACUUCAAUGAUUUUUUGGCAAAGCUGGGGCAUCGUUAUUAUGCAACCAUUUUAUUGUCUCGAUUAGGGGUGACUCAUAAAGUUUUGUAGUAUGAAGAAAAUUGAAGGCUAUAUUCAUGGAGAAAGUUGAAUAAAACAACAUCUACGCAGGCCGUUGGAAGGCUUUAAGUUGUGAUUAUGUUUGCUGUAAUCACUACUCAGAGACAUAGCUUACCUUCUUUAUACUACUUCAAUAUGGACUAGAUGUAUUGCAUUCGAAGUGUUGCUAUAUUUCAGUUUGGAGUAACCCUCGGUAAUCUUGUUUUUAACAUUGACAUUUUGUUAAGAUUCUGGCAAUUCUAAAGCUUUGUCCUAUGCAAG